Messenger RNA from Mucor mucedo, 3480 nucleotides. RefSeq lists its product as uncharacterized. The coding region runs from base 247 to 3156 and encodes 969 amino acids. The transcript is spliced from 9 exons. The record is from RefSeq and is a predicted model, not a curated record. Lineage: Eukaryota; Fungi; Mucoromycota; Mucoromycetes; Mucorales; Mucoraceae.
GUAGUCAUAAAGAAUGGGCCACUUUACGUUGUUGUGUUACCAAAUACUCGAGAAAAAAAUGGAGCACCACCCUUCUUUUAGUUUCUUUUUGUUAAACUCUUUUAUCAGGAAAUUAGUUUAAGACAAUGCAAUGGAAGACCACUAUGACUAUUCUCACCAUGCAUUUUGUAUUGGUUUCAGUAAGCAACUCUUUUUAUAAAAUGUGUUGGAUGCUCACUCGUAAUAGCUUUCAAUAAUUGUAAUCUCAUGUCAAAACUGAUUAACAUUGAUGACCAUCCUCAAUUUUUGAGUCGCUUAAGAAGCGAAAGAACCGAAGUCCCUUCAUUUUUAUACCAUACCGACCACAAAAUCGUUAUAGCCAGAGGUAACUCAGCCGAUACAAUGAUGAAAAAAUCCAAAGAACACCAAGAAGGUCUAUUUUAUGCGCGCAACAUUUUUAGCGAACUUCACUCUAUUUAUUCAAGAUCGCGCCAUGAUUCUGGUUUUCAGCAAAGUCCAUAUGACAAGAUUGUUCUUCAGGAAGUAGUGUAUGCCUUACAACAGGAGGUGACUUAUUGGAAGCAAGAACUACAUUGCUCACCUGCCGAUUUUUACUAUGCAUUCAAUUUACCAACAAACUGGGAUUGUAAAAUAAGAGAAGUAUUAAUCCGACCUCUCUUCAUCAAAGCGGAUCUUAUUCACGAAAAUGAUGGUCAGGGCAGACUGAUUUUUUUCACAGAGCUGGAAUCAACUUUUAGAUUUAUGCAAACAAACGAUUCAAUCAUUGCAAAUAUGGAAAUAAAACCGGGGAAUCAGAUUCUUAUUUGUUCAUUAGAUUUACAAAAGGAAGCACGGGUGAAUAUGGAGUUACUCUCAGUGCAUUAUCCAGCCCUGACAGCGACAGACAACAUGUGUGUCUCACAAUGGUUGACGUUCAUGGAAGAGCGGUGUGAUAUCGUUCUGACAUCUAAAUUUAUUGACAUAAUGCUAAAAGCCAUCCGGUUAUUGAUCAAUGAUUUCAAAAGUAAGAAAAAAGGUUUGACGUUUAAAGAAAAGCUACAAUCACGACCGUUUCAAAGUUUAAAAGAUAUCCAUGAUAAGCAAUUCAAACUGAAUGACUCGAUAAUCAAGAUUAUAGAAUCAGCAACUAUGGAGGAUGUCUUAAAAAACUGGACUGAUUCUACCGAGAGACACUUUAUUGGCCAAAUGAAUAUUUUACUUCAAGGAAUGGGCAAUACAAAAGCGAGGUUAAUGAUCAUUUUUUACACUGAAAGGAUUAAACAAAACUGGGAUUUGUCACUUUUUCUCAGGUCAAUUGAGAAGUGGUCAAAAACUUUUCACCUAAAAGUGACCUAUAAACAGGAUGGCCUUUCGGAUCUAGUGAGAAAACAAAUGCAAGACUUUAAUAUGCGUAGAGACCCAAUCAUACUACCGAUGGAAACACCUACUGAGAUACCCAACACUCCUUUACAGCCUGUUUAUUUUAUCAACAUUGAUAUUUUGCCAACGCAAACCAAGACUAUGAUCACAUACGUAGAUGGUGACAGCCAAACCAAGCAAGCGGUAAAUGUUAAAUGCAAUAUACCACCAUUAAAUUGUUACAUCAGACAAUCGAAAAUGUAUCAAAAUCCGGAACUUUGUAUAUCUAAUAGACUGAAGCUAGUUAUGGAAGAUAUUUUUGGUGACCAUCUCAAAGUGUGCUUAAAUCAAAAGAAAAAAAUAAAAACAAGUAGGAAACAACUAAAGGAAAUCAGGGAUUUAUUUGCUCUAUCAAAACCAAACUUACUUGAACAACUUACAAAAAAUGUGAAAUUGGAUGGACUUUUUACUUUGGAUGAGCAUUCUUGUAAUGACGAUGCAGAUUUAGUAACUACCUAUGAUCCAGCUUAUAUCUUCUUUUUUACGAUGAUGUAUCUACAACAUCUUAACAAGCUGUUAGAAGAGCAGCUAGAAAUUAGUUUUGGAGAUGACUGGAGAGGCAAAAAUAUAUGGUAUGGCGUCUCUGUUGACAAACAUUUAUUGGGUACCGUUUUUGGCUCAACAAAGAAAUUGGAAAAGCUAUUUUAUGCAAGUGGCAUACUAGACGACAGUCUUCGAAAAGCCAAAUUCUGCAAUCGUGGCGAGGAAAUCUUGCCUGCUAUUCAACACAGACUACCCUACUUGCACUUUAAAGUGAAAUCUUAUUUUGUGGUUGCACAAAUAUUUUCAAAGCAUAUGCAACUCACUUUGCAUCAGGUUGUUAAAGUUGCCUCAACAGGUGAAGAUGCGGCUAGCGUUAUUAUAAAAGAUAAAAUAGUAGAUAUGAACGAUGUGUCUGAGGUAUUAGGCAAAGAAAUAUGGACAAGUAUACAACUUAACGGUCAGACGGAUUACUGCAACAUACAUGAGGAUGGAAAAAAUGAGCGAUAUGAUCCCAGCUCAUUUCAAACUUACAGCUAUAUGUACCGAAAUAUAAAAUCAUGCGUAACUCGGCUUUUGGAAAUGAACAAAACAGAUUUGGAUAUGAAUUCUAAAACAAGCCUAAAAUUGAACACCAAAUGCUCUUGUAGUGUCAACAUUACUCUGCGUUGCAUUCUUGAUGUGGGUCUGAAGUCCGUCAUUGAAAAUAUGGAACAAAUUAUGGCGGCAUCAUUGGCAAACAAGCUGCUAUUUGGAAACUAUGAAACAGAUCAUCUUUUUGUGUUCGGGAAUCCCUUUAGUUUACCCUAUGACUCAAUGAUUUACAAAACAUACAUGAGGUUGCUACAACAGGAAGUUGAUAUUGGUAUACAGCUAAAGGACAGGGAUACGCAGGCGUUUGUACUGACUGAUUCUGUCUCACAACUAUUGGAACGGGUGUCACUCAUAAAGCCUUACCUGUAUGAAAGGUUCAUCAGGGGAACUUUGUGUCACGUAUCAAGUGAGACAUAUGCGGUGCGAUAUCCAUUUCAAUAUUCAAAACAAUAUUCUCCUUUUGUUCGUAUAAACCGCUGUGGUGAUAUAAAAAGUACUGUAGGAAAUAAUGGUAGUUAUUUGGUAUUUAUCCAAAAAGGAAAACCAAUCUCGGGAAAGGGACUAAUGAUACAAAUCAAAGAAAACAAGAACCUCUUUGCAAAUGCUGGUAUAUUUUUCUCUGUUCAUCUGAAUGGACAACAUGUAAUUUUGUGUGUUAAUUGCUUUGUAUGUAGAGAUUCUUAAGGUGAGGCCUUCAAAGGAUACCGUUUUUGAGAAAUAUACUCUUAUAGACGCCUACUCGGAAGGGUCAAAACAUUUAUUUUACAGUGAAAGUGAACAACGUCCUACCUCAAAAUUAGUGAUCGACUGCAAACGUAUCAACCAUAAUUAUCUUCUCCAACUGUCAUCGAGAAUGAUAGGCCAUGAUAUUGGUUACAAUCAGGGACAUGACGAAGAUUUCAUAACUUUAGGAGAACCGUUGACACUCGCUUAUAUUUGAACAAUCAGCUCAAUAAUUUUAAUAAAUCAACGUCUCCGUAUAUCAAGUGAUGACACUUUUGUCAGCCA